UUGAUGUGUUUUAUCAAAUUCUACCUACUGGUUUUGUUUUAAACACUGGUUAUUGGCCAUUCUUCAAUUCACUGAAAAAGCAAUCUAUUUGCGUGUGUGGUCGCUACGGCAUGUAUUGUCGACAUUCGAGGCAGCAAUAUCAUUGGAUUGAUUUGGACAAAUUGACUUUUGAUAAUUCCAUUGUUUUUAAUAAUGGAACAGCCGCGAUGCUAACGCUUUUGGAUGCCGGGAUUGAAUUGACACCCAUAACGACCGGAAUACUCGGCUACAGUAUCAACAUGAAAUUGACCUUUCAAUACAAAAAAGGCGAAAGAGGAAGACCAAGGAGAAUCAGAGAUGUGAACGCAGAUGGGGUGUUUCGCGUGCUACUGUGCAGCAGCUAUUCACUCCAAAAAGAAUACUAUCCAGCUUUGCACUGCAUUAUGUUUCAACCGAGUCCUUUCUUCUACGAAACAUAUGGAAGCCAGUUUCCCAAAUUACUGCAAGCCAGAGAAAGGUUUGGGCCAACUCCAAAAGACAUAAAGCAAACAUAUUAUACCGUACUGGUUGAAAAUAUGCCACCUUUUACUUUGGUGCUGCAGUGCGUCAACGUGCCGAUUUAUCGGGUUGCGGUUUCCCCAAUUCCUGCCACGCUAUUUUAUCUAGAUCCGCUCAAACCCAAGAAGUCAUCUAGAUCCAAAGGCACUCAAACAGAGAAUUGUGACGAUACUGAAGUGUGGAGAUACCGGGAAUUGAUCGGUAACUUAAAACCACUUUGGAAUGAAUCGAUGUCAACCUCUUGCGAGUCCCUCUAUAGAAAACCAACUGAGAAAUUGAACGAUCUGUUCCAAACCUAUAUUCUGAAUGACGAAGCGGUUGAUUCCACAUAUUCCUUUCGGAGUACUGUUGUUAAACAGGAACCUGUGGACUUUGAUCAAGCGUCUGAUUCUCAAUCAAAUUUGCCUUUAGGCGAGUGGCAGUUUGAAAAGGCGGUAUCGAGAAGGAAAAUCAGAAAUAGAAUUCAAACCGUUCAAAAGUUGGAGACCACAGCACCGAACACCAAUGGCAUAUCAUCAAGUCAGAACCACCUAACUAGUGCUCCAAGUACGUCAUAUGCAGCAGUUGUGAAAUCUUCAGCAGCUCCAAAAGCUGAUUCUAAAAGCAACUUAAAUGAGAAAGUUAUCAAAUAUGACUCUUAUAGAAAGGACCCAGAGUUUCAAUGGCUGGACACUCAAUUCCCGGAUUUACCAAACACUCAGACCGAAAAACCGGCAAAAAUUGAUGAAAUUUUUGAUAUUGCGGAAGAAUUCAUCAGCCAAGAGAUAGGCAUUAACAAUAUUUAAUUCAUUUAGUUUUCACCAAUUAAUCACAGUUAUUUGUUAAUCAUGUUGAUAUAAUGUCUAUAUAAAAUAUUAUGAAUUUUUAUUUUCAAUGAAGUUGCACAGGCGAAAUUCACAUCGCGUUCGACUAACUUCUGUCCUUAUGUAUUUCUAAAAUCUAUCGGUUUCCAAGAUAUUGACCAGGUAGUAUUCUGUUUAAACCAAAGAAAGUGAUGGAAAAACUACUAAACUGUAAAUUUUAAGUCAUAAAUAAUUGUUAAUAUGGCAGGUUUUAGGAACAAGAAGAAACAUUAACGCCCUGUUUUUGAGAAACGAUCGGAGUUUUCAAUUUAUUGUAAACCAUUGCGCAAA
Dendroctonus ponderosae (mountain pine beetle) is the source of this 1670-nucleotide messenger RNA. RefSeq lists its product as uncharacterized. NCBI's taxonomy places the organism in Eukaryota, Metazoa, Arthropoda, Insecta, Coleoptera, Curculionidae. The coding region runs from base 111 to 1322 and encodes 403 amino acids. The record is from RefSeq and is a predicted model, not a curated record. The transcript is spliced from 3 exons.